UUUUAGCAGACGCCACCCGUGCUCAGUGUAAUAUAAAUUUUUGCAAAUGAUAAUAGCAUAAUUGAGAUUGCUGUAUCACUCUUAAAAUCUGCAAACAAAAGUGUCAUCAAUCGUGAUACAUAUUAUCACGUCUACAUCCCUUGCGGGGCAGCAGAGCCAACAAUCAAUCAAUCGCGAUUAUGAUUGUAAACGUGUACUUACUUUUGUUAUGUCUAAUACAUGGUACCAAAAGUCUGAACAACCUUAUCGAUUCUAACAUUCCAGAUUCGAAGCUGAAUUUCACAGAGCUAGCGACGAAAUAUGGAUAUUCAGCAGAGGAACAUAAGGUGACGACUGAAGAUGGAUAUAUCCUGACGAUGUUUAGAAUGAGAGGCGAGCGAUGUGAAGGCACCAGGCUGCCAGUCGUGAUAAUGCACGGACUGCUCUUGAGCUCAGAUUCCUACCUGGACGCAGGCCCUGAUGCCGGCCUAGCAUACCUCCUAGCUGACACCUGUGAAGACCUUUGGGUUGCCAACUGCCGUGGCAAUUAUUAUUCCAGAGCUCAUAUCUUCCUCAACCCAAACAAAGACCCGAAAUUCUGGGAGUUCGAUGUCCAAGAAAUCGGUUAUUACGAUGUACCAGCGGUCAUUGACUACGUUUUAGAUGAAACUAAUGCAGAUAAGGUUAAUUAUAUUGGAUUUUCUCAAGGCGCUGGAACCGUUUUUAUAAUGUGCUCUGAAAGACCUGAUUAUUGUGAGAAAUUAAACCUGUUGAUUGGUCUGGCACCAGCAUCAAGACAGACACAUACCAGUUUCAGACCCAAAAUGGACGCAUUUGGACAACACGUACAGUAAAUACAUUGGAAAUUUGACAUUCCCUAAAAUUCGCGAUUAUUUACGUAAAUAUAAUUAAAAUUUUAUAUCAAGAAAUAAAUUCGUUGACCUUACCUUACCUUACCUUUUUGUAUUGCUGCAACUUAUUGAUUUGUUAUUUUAUACAUAUGUACGUACGUUGUAAACUGUGUGUAGCAAAUCAAAUAAAUGAAUUAUCUAUAUACACGGAACUAUGAUUUGUAAUUUUUU
Molecule: messenger RNA, 1061 nt
Organism: Amyelois transitella
Lineage: Eukaryota; Metazoa; Arthropoda; Insecta; Lepidoptera; Pyralidae
Product: lipase 1-like
Exons: 2
Coding region: 180-833 (217 amino acids)
Biological process (GO): lipid metabolic process
Source: RefSeq, a predicted model, not a curated record